CAAGCAAGGCCAAGCAUUCAAGUCUCAAGCGCACCGUAGGAACGGAACCUGGAGAUUCUCCAAUCACCAUGGGUAUGUGAGCUCAAGGCCAAUACAAGGAAUGCUUCCUGCAUUGUUCAACGGCUGUUCCCUCAUAUUCAAAGAUGAAAAGCCUUCUCUUUCUUGUGAUUCAGUCAAGCUUGAACUGGACUUGACUUGUUCGAUGUGCUUGGAUACAGCUUUUGAUCCAGUGUCUUUGACUUGCGGUCAUAUAUUCUGCUACAUGCGUGCUUGCAAGGCAGGAUCAGUGACCAUAGUGGAUGGAUUGAAGGCAGCUAGUCCCAAGGAAAAGUGCCCCCUUUGCAGAGAGACUUAACAUCAAGUGAACGAAUAUGCGUCCUGCUCAAUGGAUUCUACAAGUCUACCAGAAAGUCUACAAGUGAACGAAUAUGUAGUCAACAUCGAGCGCCGCCAAUCUGCGAUUGUUUUCACAUACUGAUUUCUAGUGCUUGUGAAUUGUGAUUAAUAAUCUGCUUACAUAUAGGAUUGCAAUUGAUUUGUCUGGUUUUCCUUCCCAAGGUUUGAACCAUACGAAUGCAUAAUUGUCGAAGUGAGGACCACAAACAAACAAGUUUAUGUAGUCUUGUUCACAAGAUUUUAGUAUAG
Messenger RNA from Coffea arabica (coffee), 645 nucleotides. The record is from RefSeq and is a predicted model, not a curated record. NCBI's taxonomy places the organism in Eukaryota, Viridiplantae, Streptophyta, Magnoliopsida, Gentianales, Rubiaceae.